ACGACGACGGCAUCUACAAUUGUUUCUGUAUUGGCUGUCAUCUCUGUUGCUUUGCGGUUUUGGACUCGCCGCUUGAUCAAGGCUGGGUAUGGUCCUGAUGACUGGUGGAUCCUUGUUGGUCUCGUCUUCAUGCUAUCCACUGGUGCUAUUCUACUCUAUGGAGUCAGAAAAGAUCCAGACGGAGGCCAAGCCAUCAAUCGAGACGAUCCCCAUUUCGAUUUCACACCACAUACCACAUAUCUCAAAACGUCAUUCAUUGCUGCCACACUGUAUUUCUCAGUAGUGACAUCAAUUAAGAUCUCCAUACUCUUUAUGUAUCGUCGGAUCUUCCCCAUUGACGAAUUCUUCCUUCAAUCACAAAUCGUCGGUGCGCUGGUACUUAUCUGGUGGCUUAUCGGUAGUGUUUUAACAAUAGUCAGCUGCAUUCCUGUGAACAGACUUUGGAUUGGACCAAGUGCUAGUGGCUACUGUUUCGAUUUCAAUAUAUACUGGAUGUCUAUGGGAGCUGUGGAGUUGGUGAUUGACACUCUACUGCUCAUCUUGCCCGUGCGGAUGGUUCUUGGAUUGCAGCUACGUCGUCAGCAGAAGGUUUUGGUCGCUGGCAUUUUUGCGCUCGGAGGCUUUGUUAUUGUCACUGGUCUCGUUCGAGUGAUUCUUGGCUAUAGGCCAGGCAGCCAAAACGUUGCCUUCGCCCGUGCAGAACUAUGGUCUGCCGUCCAUACUGGAACAGCAAUCGUCUGCGCCUGUCUUCCUACCCUGCGACCACUCAUCAAGCGAGCCAGUAUAAUAGCAUCUUCACUCAAACGUAUAUAUGGCUCAUCUUCAAGCGGUGGCCAAGAUACAACAGCGAGUGGAUCAAUGGGCUCAAAUGCAGAGUCAAGAAAUAGGGGACCAACGGAAGUGCUCACGUUAAAGAAUAUCAGA
Molecule: messenger RNA, 924 nt
Organism: Mollisia scopiformis
Lineage: Eukaryota; Fungi; Ascomycota; Leotiomycetes; Helotiales; Mollisiaceae
Exons: 3
Source: RefSeq, a predicted model, not a curated record